Messenger RNA from Lytechinus variegatus (green sea urchin), 1678 nucleotides. RefSeq names its product ADP-dependent glucokinase-like (gene adpgk). Gene Ontology annotation, biological process: glucose metabolic process. Gene Ontology annotation, cellular component: endoplasmic reticulum. The transcript is spliced from 6 exons. Gene Ontology annotation, molecular function: ADP-specific glucokinase activity. NCBI's taxonomy places the organism in Eukaryota, Metazoa, Echinodermata, Echinoidea, Temnopleuroida, Toxopneustidae. The coding region runs from base 103 to 1602 and encodes 499 amino acids. The record is from RefSeq and is a predicted model, not a curated record.
GGCUAGGCGCCAAGCCCAGGUUGGUUGUCCACGUCAGUAUCGCGAUCAGCAGGGUUUGUCAGCAGAUCCAGUCUUACAGAAGAUAAAACUUUAUCUGUCAGCAUGUUUUCCAAUACACUUAUCGUUGCUGUAGCUCUCAUUGCUAUUUCUGCUUACUAUUCUAUGAAAAACCUCAACCAAAUUGGCUUAUCUGCAUCUGUCGAGUCACAAAUCGCAUUUUCUUGGGGAAAUGUCAUUGCUGCUGGAUUUUCAUUGCAACGUGUGCAAGGACUUCGAAACAUGUCAAGAAUCGCAGUCGGAGUCAAUGUAAACUCGGACUUGAUAGUCUCGGGAACUGCUGUUUUGAAGAAACUCGGAAUAGACCCUUCAGGCCAAGCCAUUGACAAUUCUAUCAUAGGAUCAGUAAACGAACUGGAGCAAACUUUCUCAUAUUCUCUGAAAAAUGGUGCUGCCAUUGAGAGAAUAUUUUCCACGAGUGGAGACUUUGAGAAGGUAGUCCGGGCUGCAGAUAGCUUGGAUGAAAAGCAGUACUUUGUCGGCGGGAAUGCUGCAUUGGCAGGACUCACAAUGGCUGAUACAUGGAGAGACCUGGAGGUGCUGCUUAUUGGCCCUUGUGGUCCUCGGGUAAGAGCUCUCCUCCCGUCAAAUGUCAUCGUCCCGAAGCCAAGUUACAAGGAAACGGAUGAAGUGCAUCUCAUCAUGGAAUUCAAACGUAACGAGAGAUGGGGUGUUCACCAGUCCAAAGUUGCAACACGAUUCAUCACAUCCUACGAUGUCUCCAAUACGGAAAUGACUGCCCUCUCAGAGUUUGCUCGGAGUGUAAAUGACUUCUCACCAGAUGCUGUAUUCUUCUCUGGUCUUCAUCUGUUGGAUGGCCAACCAGGAGAGAAGAAGAGAGAAAAGAUGGCUGCCCUAAAUCAAGAAUUGUCUCGUCUACCAUCAGACCUUCCUGUUCAUCUAGAACUAGCCAGCAUGGCUGAUCCGGAGUUAAUCAAAGGCAUAUACACACAGGUUCUGUCAUCAGUUCACUCCCUUGGCCUAAACGAGCAGGAACUGAGCUUCAUGUCGUCAGUCAACUCUGGCCCUCACCCCGAGGUCUACAUCAGGGAUGGCUACCCGGAGGUAGGUGCCGUUGCCGAUAUCCUCCACUGGAUCCUGUCCUCAACGCAACAGGGUACCUGGCUCACCAAGGCUGAACAACCCCUUGCCGGAUGGUCCUCCAAACUCACCAGGGUACACUUCCACAGUCUUGCCUUUCACAUCGUGGCCACGAUCAACAACACUUGGGUCAACAACGCAGCAGCCGUGUCAGCGGGUGCCAGGCACGCGGGACGGCAGGCUUGCGACGACGGCAAGAUCGUGGAUGAGAAAGUGGAACUACGCAUCCCGAAGGAAUUCGCUCUGUCCAUCAACUAUGCUCCUCUCAGACACAGGGUGGUCAGUAUAGAUCCUCAAGACCCGGUUAUAGCAUGGACCAGAGAUAACAUUCAAUUUCACUUUACACCAGUUUUAGUUUGUAAAAAUCCUGUGAAGACCGUUGGACUUGGGGAUGCUAUUUCAUCAACAGGGUUCUUGUAUUCUCGCAUGGUCUCGGCAAGUUGAUGAAUGUAGAUGUUAGGUAGUACUGCUUUAGAGGAACCAUCUAUCUUUUAAAAGAAUACUGAAAAAUUUGACUUGA